Astrephomene gubernaculifera is the source of this 584-nucleotide messenger RNA. NCBI's taxonomy places the organism in Eukaryota, Viridiplantae, Chlorophyta, Chlorophyceae, Chlamydomonadales, Astrephomenaceae. The record is from the annotation of a GenBank genome assembly.
CCUGGCGUGGCGCACACCCUGCAGGUCACCCUCGGCCUGCUGGAGUGCCUGGGCUGCUUGCUGUCGGGCGGCAGCACCUCCCCUGUGCCGCUGCCGGGGCAGGGGGUGGUGCUGGCUGCCAUGCGGCUGCUGAAGCUGGAGCCGCAGGUGCUGCUGGCCCCGGGCCGUGUCGCCCCCUCCUCCUCCGCCCAGGCCGAGGUGCUCACCGCCCUCCCCGAGCUGCACAGCGCCGCAUGGGGCCUGCUGGGCCUCACAUGUCGGCUGCUGGGGCCGGGCGGCGUCAUGCCGCUGACGGCGCCGCUGUGCCGCCUGGUUUCGGAGCAGCUGCGCAGGAUCAAGGCCGGCGGCGCCGGCGGACUGGCGUGCACUAUGCACCCAAGCGUGCGCACGAAGUUGUACGACACAACGGUUGUCGUUCUUCGAACGUGCGGCUUCGCCGCCGGGCGAGCUUUGGCGACGGAGGUGGUGGGUAUGCUGGUGACGGAGCUGUACGGCCUCAGUGCCGUACAGCAGCAGCAACAACAGCAGCAGCAGGCGGCGUUGUACGGCUCUGGCGCCGCGGGCGCCGCUUUCGGCAAGGCGGG